UCUAACAAACCGCAGAUGGCUCUUCAGGCUUUUCAAAAUUAUAUACAAGUCAUGGAACUUGUUGAUACUCCAUCACUCAAGGCUUUCGAAGACGUGGUUGUUGAUCGCCAGGUUGCAGGUUUCGAUCUCAGUUUUUGUGGUGACUACUUUAUUACAAAUCAGAAAUCACAGUCUGAGGCAUGGAUGAAUGAAAGAGCUGAAGAACUCAAGAAUGAAGUAAGGAGCAUGUUCCAAAACGUGUCAACUGACGUACUACAAACCAUGAAUCUAAUUGAUACAAUUCAACUUCUUGGACUUGAUUACCAUUUCACGGAGGAAAUAGACAGAGCUUUAGACCAUCUCAAGGAUAUUCGAGAACGAGUGGUGGAAUGUUAUUGUUGGUCGAUGGUGAUACGUCAUGAACCUAGUUGUUCUCGUGCUCGACUGAUAUCGACUAAGCUACUUAUGUUAAUUACUGUCUUGGACGACAUCUAUGAUAGCUACAGCACACUAGAAGAGAGUCUACUACUUACAGAUGCAAUCCAAAGGCAUAUUUGGAAAAUUCUAACACAACAUUACAUCACGGAAUGCAAAUGGAGGGAUGACAAUUAUGUGCCUAAGUUAGAAGAGCACAUGCGUGUCUCAAUCAAAAGUGUGGGAUAUGUCUGGUUUUAUUGCUCAUUUUUGACCGGCAUGGAGGAGGCAGUGGCCACAAAGGAUGCAUUUGAAUGGUUCGCAAGCUUUCCUAAGAUUGUGGAAGCUUGUGCAAUAAUUGUUCGUAUCACUAAUGACAUAACUUCAAAGGAGCGAGAACAAAAGAGGGAACAUGUUGCCUCAACGGUAGAUUGCUAUAUGAAGGAAUAUGGAACAUCAAAAGAUGUUGCAUGCGAGAAGCUCCUAGGCUUUGUUGAAGAUGCAUGGAAGACUAUCAACGAGGAACUCCUUAAUGCAACUGGAUUGUCGAGGGAAGUAAUUAAACUAUCACUCCACUCUUCGCGAUCUACCGAAUUGAUAUACAAGCAUGUCGACGCAUUCACAGAGCCUAAUACCACGAUGAAGGAAAAUAUAUUCUCUCUACUUGUUCAUCCUAUCCCUAUUUGAUGACAGUAGUUGCUGCAGAUCAUGAUAUCUUAUAUUUUUGUGUGCUUAAGUUAUUAUUACAGAAAUAAAAGGGCGAGAAAUAACUUGUCUUGUUAUUGCUGAAGCCAGAUAAGCAACUUAUAUGUACAAGUUGUUGUACACAAUGUCAUAAAUUAUGAUAAUAUUAACUAUGGUAUGCAAUCUUAGAAUUA
Zingiber officinale is the source of this 1271-nucleotide messenger RNA. Its product is annotated as (S)-beta-bisabolene synthase-like. NCBI's taxonomy places the organism in Eukaryota, Viridiplantae, Streptophyta, Magnoliopsida, Zingiberales, Zingiberaceae. The transcript is spliced from 4 exons. Bases 16 to 1080 code for a protein of 354 amino acids. The record is from RefSeq and is a predicted model, not a curated record. Gene Ontology annotation, molecular function: magnesium ion binding; terpene synthase activity.